Scomber scombrus (Atlantic mackerel) is the source of this 3036-nucleotide messenger RNA. It is a transcript of the gene slc26a6.2, whose product is annotated as solute carrier family 26 member 6. Gene Ontology annotation, cellular component: membrane. Gene Ontology annotation, molecular function: bicarbonate transmembrane transporter activity; secondary active sulfate transmembrane transporter activity; chloride transmembrane transporter activity. Gene Ontology annotation, biological process: transmembrane transport. The transcript has 20 exons. The record is from RefSeq and is a predicted model, not a curated record. Lineage: Eukaryota; Metazoa; Chordata; Actinopteri; Scombriformes; Scombridae. Bases 210 to 2351 code for a protein of 713 amino acids.
UACAGCUGUCACCAGAAAUAGAUUGGGGUCUGGAUCUAUGUCUUCUGAACCGGAAAAACGGAUCAAAGAUAUCAAGGAGGACAAAAACUUACAUUACUGAAAACCUUCACUAAAAUUUAUCUCAAGACAAACAUAAUAGACCAACCUUUGGCGUUAGGAAGAUUUUCAACCUAAUAAAAUAUUUCUGAUACAGCUGGAACACAUAAGCCAUGACAGAGAUGAGGCGAAGGAGCUACAGUGUCCACAGGGAGAUCCUGGAUGAAGGAGCUGUAGAUGAGAUGGCAGAAAAGUCAGACUCAAAAACAUCUUUGUAUGAGAAGGUCAAAAGUUCAAUGAGGUGUUCUGGUCCCAGGCUGAAGAGCUGCAUGCUGGGUAGUUUUCCUGUUGUAUCAUGGCUGCCUCGGUACUCCAUCAGAGAAAACGCGCUGGGUGACCUGAUCUCUGGAAUUAGUGUGGGAAUCAUGCAGCUGCCGCAGGGUAUGGCCUAUGCUUUGCUGGCAUCUGUACCUCCAGUCUUUGGCCUUUACUCAUCCUUCUACCCUGUCCUCAUCUACUUCAUCUUCGGCACAUCCAAGCACAUCUCAGUCGGAACAUAUGCGGUGAUGAGUGUGAUGAUAGGUGGGGUGAUAGAGCGUUUAGCCCCAGACUCGAACUUCAUGAUAUGGGACAAUGUGACCAACUCGAGUAUAGUUGACACUUUAUCCCGGGAUGCAGAGAGGGUCAAAGUAGCAGCAGCCGUCACCUUCAUGUCUGGAUUGCUCCAGAUUCUGCUUGGUCUAGUCCAGUUUGGUUUCGUGGUGACCUACCUGUCUGAGCCGCUGGUCCGAGGUUACACCACAGGAGCUGCCAUCCACGUCAUUGUGUCACAGCUCAAAUAUACCUUUGGCAUCAGCCCUGUGAGACACAGUGGAGCCUUCUCACUGAUAUUUACUGUGCUGGAGGUGUGUUAUCUCAUUCCACAGACAAACAUUGGGACUCUUGUGGUCAGUAUCGUCGCCAUUAUUGGCCUCAUUCUCGCUAAGGAGCUCAAUGCGUACUUGAGUAAAAAACUACCUGUUCCUAUACCUGUUGAGCUGCUUGGGGUCGUUAUCGCUACACUUGUCUCUUGGCAAGUUGACCUAAAGGAGAAAUAUGCAGUGGAUGUGGUGGGAGUUAUUCCAUCGGGCCUCCAGCCUCCUGUUCUCCCAGAUGUCUCUCUAUUUGGUCAGGUGAUUGGGGACGCCUUUGCUCUGUCUGUGGUUGGCUACGGUAUCGCCAUCUCAUUGGGACGAAUCUUCGCCCUUAAAUAUGGAUACAAGGUGGACAGUAACCAGGAACUAAUCGCCCUUGGUCUGAGUAACUCUGUCGGAGGAAUCUUCCAGUGUUUUGCCAUCAGCUGCUCCAUGUCUCGCACCAUGGUUCAGGAGAGCACAGGAGGGAAGACUCAGGUUGCUGGGGCUCUAUCAGCCAUAGUUAUCCUUUUCAUCACGCUCUGGAUUGGAGCUCUCUUUGAAGAUCUGCCCAAGGCAGUGCUGGCUGCAAUCAUCUAUGUCAACCUCCAUGGCAUGAUUAAGCAAUUCAUGGACAUCCCUGCACUGUGGAAGAGCAACAAAGUAGACAUGGUGAUUUGGGUUGUCACCUUUAUCCUCACUGUGCUGUUCAACCCUGACCUGGGACUGGCUGCUGCCAUCGGUUUCUCUAUGCUUACAGUCAUCUUCAGGACACAGCUGCCUAAAUACUCCCUAUUAGGGCAGGUCCAAGACACAGAUAUCUACAGGCCUCUGGAGGACUACAGUCAGGUGAAGCAGGUUCCAGGUGUUUUGAUCUUCCGUUCCUCUGCCACCCUCUACUUUGCCAAUGCUGAGAUGUACCAAGAUGCCCUAGGAGAGAAGUCUGGCAUUGACAUUACCAAGAUCCUGUCAGCGAAGAAGAAACUAGAGGCCAAAAGGAAGAGGCAUGAGCAGAAUCUUGCCAAGAAAGCCAAGAAAGCUGCCAAGAAGAACAAAAUAGACACGGAGGGGGAGCCGGAGAGGGAGGAGCAGAAGGAUAUAGCCACCAUUGAAGUGGAUGCUGAGCACGACCCCUCACUCCCCAGAGCCAUCAUCCUCGACCUCAGCCCUGUAAACUUCCUCGAUACUGUGGGAGUCAAGACACUGCGCGGUAUCGUCAGAGACUAUGGAGAAAUUGGCAUAAAGGUGGUUCUCGCUUGCUGCCAAACUGGUGUCGUGGACAACCUGCAGGCUGGAGGCUUCUUUAACGACAAAGUGACAAAGUCCUGUCUCUUCUCCUCCGUUCAUGAUGCCGCUCUACACUGUCAAUCUGCCAUAACAGACAGUCAUAAGUAUGAGGACAUCACCGCCACACAUUUCUAAAUCCUGAGAGUGAUGAUGGAAGAUAUUAUGAAGAAGUGACAGACGCUCUGUUGGUUUGAGGAUUGUAUCCGCUGAGCUUCAGAUAACUGGGACUCCAGUCUGUCACAAACACAGACACACACAAUCACGCUGUAACAAACAAAAUGCAGAUGACCAUAUCAACACAGCCAGAAACGAGAGAAUGCCAAUAAAUGACAUCAGACUAAUAAUAUGGAGCUUCAUAAUAUGUUGUGCUGUAGCAGAAUACAAAUCAAUGCAAUAACUCAUAUAAGCAAUAAUGUAGUAAACACAGACAUGCACACUUGCAGUUAAGAGAGAAAAAAAGGAUCAAAAUUGUUGAAGCAGAAUCAGAGACAUCUUCAUUUAUUUAUUUAAAGCGUUUUUCUUGCUUGCCAAAACCCGCCUACAUCCCCCACAAUGCAGCUCAACUAGAAUUGCUCAGCUGUACAAAGACAGGUAUAUUAUGCCAGUAGCAAGGUCUGUCCUAAACAACACUGACUCAUGUGACAUCACUUCAGGCAAUUUAUCAGAUUUUGUACAGCUUCCUCUGAAGCAGCAAAAAGGCUUUAUGCAACUUUUUCUUUAACAUAUGCAGUUGUACCUGUAAACAACCUUUAAACAGACUUUGAUGUGUAAAAUCAGUUUUCCUUUAAAGCAUUUUAAUACGUUUCUGUUUAUUCACUAA